This is a messenger RNA of Oncorhynchus nerka (sockeye salmon), 3395 nucleotides long. Its product is annotated as IgGFc-binding protein-like. The transcript is spliced from 7 exons. NCBI's taxonomy places the organism in Eukaryota, Metazoa, Chordata, Actinopteri, Salmoniformes, Salmonidae. Bases 2565 to 3077 code for a protein of 170 amino acids. The record is from RefSeq and is a predicted model, not a curated record. Gene Ontology annotation, cellular component: extracellular matrix.
GUUUGGCAGCUGCGCGAGAGGGAGAUGCCCGUGUGCUUCGUGGUUUACCAGAUAUUUUUCUGGAGUUUUCUUGAAGACACUCCGCGACACACGCUGCAGCGCUAUCGUUCAACAGCAGAUGAUGCGCUGUAAGCCACUGAUUUGUCAUUCCCACUCGCCAAAUGGACUCAUGCUCGAAACAAAUUAUGACUGAACUCAGUCGUCAUGAAAAGCCAAUACACCGAUGAGUUUCUCUCUUUCAUACAAACUUUGAGAAUUAACGAGGAGCUCCCUCAAAGCGUUUUGUGCUGGGAAGUGCUUAGUAAUGAGUCAAUCAAAACUAACAAAUUCGUAUAAGGACACGUCCUGACCAUACAUCCACAGUAUGACGGUAUACCCAGGGAAUUCUUUCAGAACAGGACCGAAUGCUCCAGGAAACAGUAACUCAGUACUUUAACAACUGUUACAUUCGCUAUGUCAAUUUCACCAGGUUCAUAUAUCAAUAUGUUGUGUUGAUUUGUUAUGCAUGCCUGCAUCCUGGGAGAAGGGGAGUGUGUACCUACGUUUUGCCCGGUGUGCUCGUGCUCAAAUCAUGUUGAUGCACUGAGAGAGUUGGAUGGACAUCUUGUGUCCCUGCCCCUGGGCCUGAACAGUCAGCUGAUGGUGUUCUGCAGUGGCCAACGAGCGGUGGUGGAGACUGCUGCGGGUAUCACGCUGACCUUUGACUGGCACAGCACGGUGCACGUCAAUCUCCCCAGCCCCUACUAGGGGGCAGUCUGCGGCCUGUGUGGCAACUACAACGCCAUGCCCCAGGACGACCUCACUAUGCGGGACAGUCAUCCCGCUCCCGACGCCACCUGGCUGGGUAAGAGCUGGCGGGUGGCCCUUGUGCCUGGCUGCUCCUCUGGAUGCCAGGGGACACAAUGCCAGUCCUGCUCUGACACAGAGAAGAACACGUACAGCUCCCGCUGUGGCAUCAUAGCAGACAAGGCCGGCCCCUUUAAAGAGUGCCAUGGCAACGUGGACCCUGCUCCGUACCUGGAGGACUGUUUUCGAUGCCUGUUAUAAUGUGGAUCAGCUUUAAUAUUCCAGAUUGUGGCUUAUACACAUGUUUGCUUAAUUUCCCAUCCUCAAUGAAACAAAUAGUGUAUAUACUUUUUUUCACUCCAAAUCGGAGUAAACUACAAUUCAACCCUCUUCUUUGUCCUAGUUCUCUCCUGUCCAGCCAACAGCCACUAUAGCCUCUGUGCCCCAGGCUGCCUGCCACCUGUACAAGCCUCUCUACAUGUCGCCAGUCCUGUUCUGAGGGCUGCCAGUGUGACAAAGGCUACCUGCUGAGUGGUGACGCCUGCGUACCCAUGGCCCAGUGUGGCUGCUCUUACGGGGGGGCACUACUACAGGAAGAGGGAGACCUUCUACCCCCAGGGUCUGGAACAGUGUACCUGUGGGGAGAACGGAGCAGUGGUGCCGGGGAGGCCUGUAAGGUGGUAAACGGGGUGUUGGGGUGCCACCCAAUUGGGCAGGCCACGUGUUUGGCGUCAGGCGACCUCCACUACAUGUCAUUCGAACGCAGGUUCGACUUCCAGGGCACCUUCGUCUACACGCUGGCCAAGGUGUGUGAAGACGACAAAGGCAGACUGACCGGCUUCACUGUGACUCAAGGGAUUGAAAAGUAUGGCAAUGGGAAGGUGGCUGUCACUAACAAGAUCGUGUCUGUCACACCUAUGCCAUCAGCAUUGUGCAGGGGAUGAGCUGGAGAGUGAUUAUGGAUGAGGAGCUGGUGAACCUUUCUCUCUCUCUGUGCUGGUCGGUUAUGGCGACCCAGGAGGGUUGUAACAUUAUCCUCCAGACAGACUUCGGCCUGCGGGUGCUCUAUGACACCGUGUACUACGUCAAAGUCAUCGUUCCCUCCACCUACCAGAGCAAGAUCUGUGGCAACUACAACACCAAGCCAGACAACGACUUCCGCCUACCAAAUGGGCAGCGUGUAUGAGUUUGGGAAGGCGUGGGUGCUGGACCUCCCUGGGGCAGUGUGUGGAGGCUGCGGCGGGCAGUGCCCAGUAUGUGAUCAUGCCAAGGCAUCCCAGUACGGCAGGCUAGACUCCUGCGGCAUCAUGGCAGCAGACAAUGGGCCCUUCCAGGCCUGCCACAAUCAGGUGAACCCGGCAGCAUACGUGGCCCACUGUGUGUUUGACGUGUGUGCCAUGGACGGGGACAGAGGGACUCUGUGAGAGCAUCCAGGCUUACGCCAUCACUUGUCAGCACGCUGGGGCUCGGAUACAGGCCUGGAGGAGCAGCUCCUUCUGCUCUGUCUCCUGCCCAGCUAACAGCCAUUACGAGCUAUGUGCCGACACCUGUGGUACUAGCUGUGCCAGCCUGGUGGACUCCUUCACCUGCUCUUCUAGCUGCUUUGAGGGCUGCCAGUGCGACGUGGGCUUCGUCUUUGACGGUGACAAGUUUGUCUUCAUGGAUAUGUGCGGAUGCGUCUCUACGACGGCCUGUAUCUGAUGGCCUCGGCGGGUGAGGUGUGAGAAGCUGAUCUGUGCCAGCGGAGAAGUCUGUGGGGUGAAGGACGGGGUCAGAAGAUGCCAACUCAAACAGGGGAACUGCAUGGUCCACCCUGGUGCCAACUUCACCACCUUCGAUUGCAUGAAGGGGGUUAUGCGGUAGCCUCUGACCAGACCUCUGCCCAGUGGUUCAGGGUGGUGGUGGAUGUCUGCAGUAACGGAGCCUAUCCCAAUGUGGCUACAGUCUAUAUCUUCUUCAAGUAUGUCACUGUCAACAGCCAGCACAACACCUGGGUGAAUAGUCAGAAUGUGUCCCUUCCCAGCACUCCAGCCAGACAGCUGUCUGUCAGCAUCGCCAACAGGACAGUGGUCAUCAAGAGGGAUUCUGGUGUGCAUGUCACCUACUCCAUCUCCCAGGAGAUAUUCGUUACUGUCGACAACCACCUGGCUGGCAAGGUGUGCGGCGCCUGCGGCAACUACCAUGGUAUUGUCAAGGAUGCCAUGACAACAUCCAACGAGAAAUCCUCCACAGAUGUGACUGUGAUCGUUGGCUACUGGUGGGUUGGGGACUUCUCUAGCUGUGGCCUGUAAGAAUGCUGUUUCUCCAUCUGUACUCAACUCUACAAUGAAGGACUGACAUUUCCUCCUGAAUAUUUGAAUAUUGCACUUUGAAGAAAUCCUGCAUUUCCACUUGCUUAGAGCAAUAGUAACAAUUGAGGUCACUCAACUGUGGUUUAUCGUUUCUAUGUACAGUGAUUUGCAAAAAUGAAUUUGACUGUAACCAUUUAGAAUUUGUCAAAUCUUACUAUGAAGUUGAACACUUUCACCUACAUAUGAUGCAAUGCAAAUGUUGAAGUCUAUUGUCCAACUCAAAUUGCUUAUGCACAAAUAAAGUACUACUUUCAAAUA